CUUUGCCAGGAGUUAUUGACCGCUUUCAAGAAAGAGUCGGCAGAAAGCGGAAAGCCGCGCCUCCUACUGGCGGCAGCCGUGGCCGCUGGCGUGGGAACAGUUGACAAAGCGCACGAAGUCAGUAAAUUGGCGGAAAUACUUGAUUUUAUUAAUUUGAUGGCCUAUGAUCUUCAUGGAAGCUGGGACCCAACAACUGGACACCAUACAGCACUAGAGGGUCGCCCAGGGGAUACAUUGACGGUCUCGUACGCAGUGCAGUAUUGGCUGGAAGGUAUGCCCGGCAAGAAAAUUGCAUUAGGACUGGCUACGUAUGGUCGAGCGUUCAAACUAUCCAACCMUAGCCAAAAUGGACUUGGAGCACCAACCACAGAAAAGGCUACCCCUGGGAGGUACACCAGAGAAGCAGGAUUCCUGUUCUAUUACGAGAUAUGUGAGAUGGGUCUGACAGUGGUACAGGACAAUGCAGUGAGAGCCCCGUAUGGAUACGUUGGCGAUCAGUGGGUGGGGUUCGAUGACAAGGUGAGUUUGGUAUUGGAAGUGAAUACUCUGAUCAAGGGAAAAAAUCUCCUUGGUGCCAUGUUCUGGGCUCUGGAUCUGGAUGAUUUUAAAGGUUCUUUUUGUGGCCAAGGAAAGUAAGUUAAGUUGUGUAAUCUAAUUAACAAUUAGAUUAUGAGCUCGAGAUUUCUAUGAGAUGAUAGUUGAUGAGGCCGAAGGUCG
This is a messenger RNA of Orbicella faveolata, 717 nucleotides long. Its product is annotated as chitinase-3-like protein 1. The record is from RefSeq and is a predicted model, not a curated record. Lineage: Eukaryota; Metazoa; Cnidaria; Anthozoa; Scleractinia; Merulinidae.